Molecule: messenger RNA, 965 nt
Organism: Paramecium octaurelia
Lineage: Eukaryota; Ciliophora; Oligohymenophorea; Peniculida; Parameciidae
Source: the annotation of a GenBank genome assembly
AUGAAAACCUCUCCAUAAUCAUUUUAAAGGGAAACGGAGGAAACCGUUUGGCACACUAGAAAAUAAAGAUAAGAGACGGAGAAGGAUAUUCAAUUAAUGAAGAAUCGUCUUAAGUUAUUAAAGCGAGGGGAUGCUCAGUUAUCUAAGAGAAUUGAUGAAACUAAAAAGAAAACUUAAUCUAUGAUUGACUUAAAAAUGAAUCAUCAUUAACAGAUUGAAUAGGUAAUGAAGUUUAUAUAUUUUUUAUUAGAAAAAGCUAAAUCAAAAAAAUGGUGAAGCAUAAUUGAAGGAGAAAUAAUAAUUAAAUUAUGAUCAAAAAAAACAAUAAGAAGAACAACUGGAAAUGAUUAAAAAAGCAAUGGAAUAAAUUAAAUUAGAGGAAUAUAAAAAAAUUAAGUAACAAUCUAAAAUUAUUAAAUAGAGAGUUAUCAAUAAAAAAUGCUGAGAUGAUUAAUAAAUAAAAAUAAGAUUUCAUGGCUAGAAAUAGGGAAAAGAGAGAACACAUUAAAGAGAUUAUGCAUAAAUCCAAAUCCAAUAUUUCUCUAUAUUGGAAUGAAAAAUUAUCUCACAUAUAAAAAGAAAAUGAAAAGUAUUUAUAUCUUAUAAUAUUCAAUAGAGCAAAAAUAGAAAAUAAAAAAGCAUGUGAAUAAAAUAAAGCCUAUUAAGAAAAGAUGGAAAUGGAAGAAUCAUAUAUGAUGUAGAAAUUAUUGAGAUCCCAAGAAGUACAAAAAAAAUUAGCAAUUAAAUUGGAAAAAGCAAAGAAUUUACCUCACGAUGAAUUUAAUUAGAUGAUUUAAGAGGAAGAAGAAAACUCUAACAAUUUGAGAGUAAAUAAAAGUGCUGAAAUUCCAAGAUGGCUACCAACUCCAGAGAAAGAUUCUGCAAUUAUCUAAAAUUUAGAUACUGAACCAAAACAAGAUUCAGAUUAAUAGAAAAAUGAAGAUGAUUAACAAUAACAAGAAUGA